Molecule: messenger RNA, 528 nt
Organism: Linum trigynum
Lineage: Eukaryota; Viridiplantae; Streptophyta; Magnoliopsida; Malpighiales; Linaceae
Source: the annotation of a GenBank genome assembly
AUGAUCUCGCCUGAAACUCGUGUGCCGCAGCAGCGAUCGCCGCCGCCAUUCCUCGGAAAGCGUCAGCGAGUUAUGGGAAACCUAAAUCGUUCUCUUGCUCUAUCUGCGUUUCUGCUUCUACUUCUCGUUUCGCCGACUCAACCCGAAGUUAUUACCCUAACCCCUGAGACCUUCUCCGACAAGGUGAAGGAGAAAGAUACUGCGUGGUUUGUCAAGUUUUGUGUUCCUUGGUGCAAACAUUGCAAGAAUCUGGGCACACUAUGGGAAGACUUAGGGAAGGCAAUGGAAGGCCAAGAUGAGAUAGAGGUUGGCGAAGUUGAUUGUGGAGCAAGCAAAUCAGUGUGCUCGAAAGUGGACAUCCACUCAUACCCAACAUUUAAGGUUUUCUAUGAAGGAGAAGAAGUUGCCAAAUACCAAGGGAAAAGGGAUGUAGAUUCGCUCAAAGCGUUUGUUUUGGAAGAAGCAGAGAAGGCUGAGAAGGCUGCAGCGGAAAAAGAGAAUGACAGUGACAUUGACAAAGAGUUGUAA